AUGUUUGUCAUUAUCUAUCUAUCUAUCUAUCUAUCUAUCUAUCUAUCUAUAUUGUCUUUCACAAGGAAGACGCAGGGGCGUCGGGAGACCGAAUUUGGCAAUCUCUCAUUGGACGCCGAUUAUAGCAGCCGGCUUUUAUUUUGUCAUUGCAUCUCUCAAUUUCUUUCCACCUCUUUCUCUUUCCACCUCUCUCUUUCCACUUCUCUCUUUCCGCCUCUCUCUCUCUUUCUCUCUCUCUCUCUCUUUGUACCUCCCACUUUCCACCCCUCUCGCUUUCUACGUCUAUCUUUCCACCUCUCUCUUUCUUUCUGUCUCUCUCUCUCUUUGUACCUCUCACUUUCCACCCCUCUCGCUUUCUACUUUCUUUCCACCUCUUUCUCUUUCCACCUCUAUCUUUCCACCUCUCUCUUUCUUUCUGUCUCUCUCUCUCUUUUUUCUUUCCACUUCUUUCUCUUUCCACCUCUAUCUUUCCACCUCUCUCUUUCUUUCUCUCUCUCUCUCUCUCUCUUUGUACCUCUCACUUUCCACCCCUCUCUCUUUCUACGUCUAUCUUUCCACCUCUCUGUGAUCGCUUUCUUUCCACCUCUUUCUCUUUCCACCUCUAUUUUUCCACCUCUCUCUUUCUUUCUCUCUCUCUCUCUCUCUUUGUACCUCUCACUUUCCACCUCUCUCUUUUCUACUUUCUUUCCACCUCUUUCUCUUUCCACCUCUAUCUUUCCACCUCUCUCUUUCUUUCUGUCUCUCUCUCUCUCUUAUUUCUUUCCACCUCUUUCUCUUUUUCCACCUCUAUCUUUCCACCUCUCUUUUCUUUCUGUCUCUCUCUCUUUUGUACCUCUCAUUUUCCACCACUCUCUCUUUCUACGUCUAUCUUUCCACCUCUCUGUGAUCGCUUUCUUUCCACCUCUUUCACUUUCCACCUCUAUCUUUCCACCUCUCUCUUUCUUUCUGUCUCUCUCUCUCUUUGUACCUCUCAUUUUCCACCCCUCUCUCUUUCUACGUCUAUAUUUCCACCUCUCUGUGAUCGCUUUCUUUCCACCUCUUUCUCUUUCCACCUCUAUCUUUUCUCUUUCUCUCUCUCUCUCUCUCCAUCUCUCUCUUUUUUCUUUCCACCUCUUUCUCGUUCCACCUCUAUUUUGCCACCUCUCUCUUUCCGCCUCUCUCUCUCUCUUAAUCUCUCUCUCUCAAUUUCUCUCCCUCUCUCUCUCUCUCUUUUUCCUUAUCUUUCCACCCCUCUCUUUCUGUCUAUCUUUUCCACCUUCUCUUUUCUUUCCACCUCUUUCUCUUUCCACCUCUAUCUUUCCACCUCUCUCUUUCUUUCUGUCUCUCUCUCUCUCUUAUUUCUUUCCACCUCUUUCACUUUCCACCUCUAUCUUUCUACCUCUCUCUUUCUUUCUGUCUCUCUCUCUCUUUGUACCUCUCAUUUUCCACCACUCUCUCUUUCUACGUCUAUCUUUCCAACUCUCUGUGAUCGCUUUCUUUCCACCUCUUUCUCUUUCCACCUCUAUCUUUCCACCUCUCUCUUUCUUUCUAUCUCUCUCUCUCUUUUUCUUUCUCAUUUUUUCCACCCUCUCUCUUUCUACGUCUAUAUUUCCACCUCCCUGUGAUCGCUUUCUUUCCACCUCUUUCUCGUUCCACCUCUAUUUUUCCACCUCUCUUUCUUUCUCUCUCUCUCUCUCUCUCUCUUUCUCUUCUCUUUCUUUUACCUCUCACUUUCCACCCCUCUCGCUUUCUACGUCUAUCUUUCCACCUCUCUGUGAUCGCUUUCUUUCCACCUCUUUCUCUUUCCACCUCUAUUUUCCACCUCUCUCUUUUCUUCUCUCUCUCUCUCUCUCUUUCCUCUCCAUUUUCCACCCCUCUCUCUUUCUACGUCUCUAUUUUCCACCUCUCUGUGAUCGCUUUCUUUCCACCUCUUUCCUUUCUCCACCUCUAUCUUUCACCUCUCUCUUUCUUUCUGUCUCUCUCUCUCUUUGUACCUCUCAUUUUCCACCACUCUCUCUUUCUACGUCUAUCUUUCCACCUCUCUGUGAUCGCUUUCUUUCCACCUCUUUUCACUUCCACCUCUUUUUUUCCACCUCUCUCUCUCUUUUUCUCUCUCUCUCUCUUUUUUCUUUCCACUCUUUUCUCAUCCACCUCUAUCUCUUUCCACCUCUCUCUUUUAAUCUGUCUCUCUCUCUCUUUCUCUCCUCUCUCUUUUCCACCCCUCUCCUUUCUACGUCUAUCUUUCCACCUCUCUGUGAUCGCUUUCUUUCCACCUCUCUUUCUCUUUCCACCUCUAUCUUUCCACCUCUCUCUCUUUCUUUCUGUCUCUCUCUCUCUCUUUUUUCUUUCCACCUCUUUCUCUUUCCACCUCUAUCUUUCCACCUUUCUCUUUCUUUCUGUCUCUCUCUCUCUUUGUUCUCAUUUUCCACCCUCUCUCUUUCUACGUCUAUCUUUCCACCUCUCUGUGAUCGCUUUCUUUCCACCUCUUUCUUUUCCACCUCUAUCUUUCCACCUCUCUUUUCUUUCUGUCUCUCUCUCUUUUGUACCUCUCAUUUUCCACCCUCUCUCUUUCGUCUAUCUUUUCCACCUCUCUGUGAUCGCUUUCUUUCCACCUCUUUCUUUUUCCACCUCUAUCUUUCCACCUCUCUUUUUCUUUCUGUCUCUCUCUCUCUUUUUGUACCUCUCAUUUUCCACCUCUCUCUUUCUACGUCUAUUCUUUCCAUUUUCUUUCCACCUCUUUCUCUUUCCACCUCUAUUUUUCCACCUCUCUCUUUCUUUCUGUCUCUCUCUCUCUUUGUACCUCUCUUUUCCACCCCUCUCUUUCUACGUCUAUCUUUUCCACCUCUCUGUGAUCGCUUUCUUUCCACUUCUUUCUCUUUCCACCUCUAUUCUUUCCACCUCACUCUUUCUUUCUGUCUCUCUCUCUCUCUCUUUUACCUCUCACUUUCCACCCCUCUCUUUUCUACGUCUAUCUUUCCACCUCUCUGUGAUCGCUUUCUUUCCACCUCUUUCUCUUUCCACCUCUCUCUUUUUUUCCACCUUCUCUUCCAUCUCUCCGCCUUCUCUCUGUCUCUCUCUCUCUUUUGUACCUCUCAUUUUCCACCCCUCUCUUUUCUAAUUUCUUUCCACCUCUUUCUCUUUCCACCUCUAUCUUUCCACCUCUCUCUUUCUUUCUGUCUCUCUCUCUCUCUUUGUAACUUUCUUUUUUCCACCCUCUCUCUUUUCCGUCUAUCUUUCCACCUCUCUGUGAUCGCUUUCUUUCCACCUCUUUCUCUUUCCACCUCUAUCUUUCCACCUCUCUUUUUUUCUAUCUCUCUCUCUCUCUUUUUUCUUUCCAUUUCUUCUUUUCCACCUCUUUUUCUUUUCUCAUUCCACCUCUAUUUUCUCUCACCUCUCUUUUUCUUUCUCUCUCUCUCUCUUUCCACCUGUGUUCGCAUGCUCUCACUCCGUUCAGCCUAUCCCUUUUUAUUUCUUUCCCAAGUCUUUCCACCUCUCUCUUUCUUUUUUCCAUCUCUCUCUCUCUCUUCUCUCACUUUCCAUCCCUCCGUUCAGCCUAUAAUGAUUUCGCGUUUCUUUCCACGUCCGUUCUCCUUAACCAUUUUCUUUCUUUCCACUUUCUCUCUUUCCACCUCUCUUUCUCUCUCUUUUUCUCCUCUCUCUCUUUCCAUUUUCCACUCUCGCUUUCUUUCUCUCUAUCUUUCCAUCUCUUCUUUCGCUUUUUUCCACCUCUUUCUUUCCACCUCUUUCCACUUCUCUCUUUCCACCUCUCUCUCUUUCUUUCUGUCUCUCUCUCUCUUUGUAACUUUCUUUUUUCCACCCCUCUCUCUCUUUCUAGUUUCUUUCCACCUCUUUCUCUUUCCACCUCUAUCUUUCCACCUUCUCUUUCUUUCUGUCUCUCUCUCUUUUGUACCUCUCAUUUUCCACCCCUCUCUCUUUCUACGUCUAUAUUUCCACCUCUCUGUGAUCGCUUUCUUUCCACCUCUUUCUCUUUCCACCUCUAUCUUUCCACCUCUCGCUUUCUUUCUGUCUCUCUCUCUCUUUGUACCUCUUAUUUUCCACACCUCUCUCUUUCUACGUCUAUCUUUCCACCUCUCUGUGAUCGCCUUUCCACCUCUCUCUUUCUUUCUGUCUCUCUCUCUCUCUUUGUACCUCUCAUUUUCCACCCCUCGCUCUUUCUUACGUCCUUUCUUUCCAUCUCUCUGUGAUCGCUUUCUUUCCACUUCUUUCUCUUUCCACCACUCUCUAUCCUCUCCUUUCUCUCUUUCUCUCUUCUCUCUCUCCAUCUCUCUCUUUCCUCUCUCUCUUCCACCCCUCUCGCUUUCUACGUCUAUCUUUCCACCUCUCUGUGAUCCUUUCUUUCCACCUCUUUCUCUUUUCCACUCUCCUUUCCACUCUCUCCCAUUUCUCUUCUUUCUUUCUGUCUCUCUCUCUCCGGUACCUCCUCAUUUUUCCACCCCUCUUCUCUUUCUACGUCUAUCUUUCCAUCUCUCUGUUUCCAUCUCUUUCUUUCCACCUCUUUCUUUUUGCCUCACCUCUCUUUUCCACUUCUCUCUUUCCGCCUCUCUCUCUCUCUCUCUCUCUCUUUCUUUCUCUCUCUCUCUCUUUUGUACCCUCACUUUCCAUAAUAUCGCUUUCACGUCUUCUCUUUCCACCUCUGUGAUCGCGUGCGUUUCUUUGCUUUCUUUCCACCUCUUUCUCUUUCCACCUCUAUCUUUCCACCUCUCUCUUUCUUUCUGUCUCUCUCUCUCUCUUUGUACCUCUCACUUUCCACCCCUCUCGCUUUCUACGUCUAUCUUUCCACCUCUCUGUGAUCGCUUACUUUCCACCUCUUUGUCUUUCCACCUCUAUCUUUCCACCUCUCUCUUUCUUUCUGUCUCUCUCUCUCUCUUUGUACCUCUCAUUUUCCACCCCUCUCUCUUUCUACGUCUAUCUUUCCACCUCUCUGUGAUCGCUUUCUUUCCACCUCUUUCUCUUUCCACCUCUAUCUUUCCACCUCUCCCUUUAUUUCUGUCUCUCUCUCUCUUUGUACCUCUCAUUUUCCACCCUCUCUCUUUCUACGUCUAUCUUUCCCACCUCUCUGUGAUCGCUUUCUUUCCACCGUUUUCUCUUUCCACCUCUAUCUUUCCACCUCUCUCUUUCUUUCUGUCUCUCUCUCUCUUUUUCUCCUCCUCUUUUCUUUCCACCUUUUUCUCUUUCCACCUCUCUCUUUCCACUUCUCUCUUUCCGCCUCUCUCUCUUUCUUUCUGUCUCUCUCUCUCUGUCUCCCUCUCAUUUUCCACCACUCUCUCUUUUCUUUCCGUCUCUCUUUCUUUCCAUCUCUCCCUUGAUCGCGUGCGCUUUCACCUGUUUCUUUCCACUCUUUUUUUUCCACCUCUCUCUCUUUUCCACUUCUCUCUUUCCGCCUCUAUCUCUCUCUUUCUCUCUCUCUCUCUUUGCUUUCUUUCCACCGCUUUCUUGCUUUCCACCUCUAUCUUUCCCACCUCUCUUUCUUUCUUUCUCUCUCUCUCUUUUUGUACCUCUCACAACCACCCCUCUCGCUUUCUACGUCUAUAUUUCCACCUCCCUGUGAUCGCUUUCUUUCCACCUCUUUCUCUUUCCACCUCUCUCUUUCCACUUCUCUCUUUCCGCCUCUCUCUCUUUCUUUCUGUCUCUCUCUCUCUUUGUACCUCUCAUUUUUUACCACUCUCUCUUUCUACGUCUAUCUUUCCACCUCUCUGUGAUCGCUUUCCUUCCAACUCUUUCUCUUUCCACCUCUAUUUUUCCACCUCUCUCUUUCUUUCUGUCUCUCUCUCUCUCUCUUUGUACCUCUCACUUUCCACCCCUCUCGCUUUCUACGUCUAUCUUUCCACCUCUCUUUUCUUUCCACCUCUUUCUCUUUUCACCUCUCUCUUUCCACUGAUCUCUUUCCCAUUCUCUCUCUCUCUCUCGCUAUCUCUCUUUGUACCUCUCACAUUCCACCCCUCUCUCUUUCUACGUCUAUCUUUCCACCUCUCUGUGAUCGCGGGCGUGCUUGCGUGUGAUAUCUAUCUAUCUGUCUGUCUGUCUAUCUAUCUAUGUAUCUAUCUAUGUACAUAG
Messenger RNA from Acanthosepion pharaonis, 6054 nucleotides. Lineage: Eukaryota; Metazoa; Mollusca; Cephalopoda; Sepiida; Sepiidae. The record is from the annotation of a GenBank genome assembly.